UUUCAUUAAUAUAAUGCAGGCGCUGGUUGGGCAGCUGUCACUCACAGGUUUUGAGGACCCUUCGAUCCAACAUGGCGGCGCCCGGUGGCACUCUGAAUUGUGAGGACUUUUUAAUGUUUCAGGAGGUGUUAAAAGCAAUGCGUACCUUUGAUGACAGGAUUGUCCACGCUCUCAACACCACCGUGCCCACGGUGUCCUUCUCAGGCAAAGUGGACGCUACGCAGAUGUGCAAAGAGCUCUAUGAGUCUCUUACGGAGUCCCAUGUGAGUAGAGACAAAGCAAUAAAGUCGUGUAUUAGAGAAACUUCAGAGGUUGUUGGGAGGUUACGUGAAGCGAGGACAAAGGACAGCGACAACCUGUCAAUUAUCAAACAACUCAGGAAAGAGCAGAACAAGUUAAAACUCAUGCAGUCUGAGCUGAACGUUGAAGAAGUCAUCAAUGAUCGCAGUUUGAAGGUUUUCAACGAACGAUGUCGAAUCCACUACACCCCCCCCAAGAUCAAUUAAACCUCAGUGCCCUUUGUAGAGAUCUACAGUAGACACUGAAAUGGCUGGGACUCACAACUGGAGUGAACUGGAAUGCAACCAGAAACCUUCUGCAGCCGCUGUGUCUGAGCUCUAUAAAACCCUCUCAUCAGAAUCAGAAUCAGAAUCAGGUUUAUUGUCCAAGUGUCGACACACACAAGGAAUUUGGUUCCAGCUGUUUGUACAGACAUAAAUAACACUAUAAACUGAUUCUCACUGUUAGUCUGAAUUCCUGUGUUUCUACAGUCAUUUCUGCUCUUCAUACAGCCUGGUGUACAAAAAAAUUGAUUUUUUUUAUAAACAUUUGUUUUUUUUCUCCAGUGGCCAGUGUGUGUUCAGUUCUACUUUCUCUUUACAGUUUACAUUGCAGCCUGAAUUACAUGUGAGACCAAGUUAGGUGUUUGUGUGUACGUUGUUUGUGUGUGGGUGGGUGUGUUCGAUCUGGUGUGUGUGUGUGUUCAGUCCUGUGAGUGUGUGUUCGAUCGUGUGUGUGUGUGUGUGCGAGCUGUUAUCCUUUUAGUUGAGUUUCAACAAGUUACUGCAAAGUGUAAACCUGUCUGUCAUGUCUGGUGUUAAAUAACCCACUCCAGUGUUAAGUAACCAUUGCUAGCUGGAUAUUUGCUGGGAUUUCAGCCUGCAACAAACCAUACAGUUGCACAAGUUUCAUCUAAUAGAGAAGGAAUGCAAACAAAAUAUAUAUUUCUACCAAAAAUUUAUAAUAAACUCUGUAUUUUUAAAUACAAGUUUAAACACCA
Messenger RNA from Tachysurus vachellii, 1279 nucleotides. It is a transcript of the gene mix23, whose product is annotated as mitochondrial matrix import factor 23. The record is from RefSeq and is a predicted model, not a curated record. The transcript has 5 exons. Gene Ontology annotation, cellular component: mitochondrial intermembrane space; mitochondrion. Bases 72 to 506 code for a protein of 144 amino acids. Lineage: Eukaryota; Metazoa; Chordata; Actinopteri; Siluriformes; Bagridae.